CCCUGACAGCUGCUCCUUGGGCCUCCAACUCUAAGCCCUGUCUUCCCUCUGAGCUUGGCCCGGACUUAGGGCAGCCUGAUCCCUUGGGGUCCUGCCUUCACAGCCCCAGCAGGACCCUGUGAGUCGUAGGGGCAAGGAGUGGGACAAACCCCAGGUGGGAGCAGGGGAUGGGGUUGCCCUCCACUUGCCAUCCUUUCUCUACCCAAAGCAAGGGCAGGCCUGUCCAUCCUUCUCUCUGGAUCCCCUGUACCUCCUCCCACCCGCCCAGGAUCAGACCUAGGGGCAGCUGGUUGGGGUUUGUCGGGAAGGAUUAUCCAGAUCAGUCCCUCUAAUCUCAGCUCCUACCUGCGCCCUCCCCAUAUUCACCGUAGCCCUCCUCCCCCACCACCCCGAGCUAAGGAACAAAGUUUUGGUUAUUGACAAUGGGCCAUCUCUCACCCUCACAUUCUGGCUCCUGGACUGGUUGUUAGGUAGGCUCUGACUGCCAGAUCAUCACCAUUGGUGGGGCCAGGGCCUGGGGGGGCCACUGGGGCUGUGGUUCUACUGCUCCUCUGCACCCCUCCCAACCCCAGCCCUUAAUCCUCACAGCUUUGCUCUAAUCCUACGGGGCCUGAUGCUCUUCUCUCUGCCCACAGAGAGGCUGGCCAGGGAAGCACCCCUUCAACCCCUCCUCCCUCCGGGGCUUGUUGUGGGGGACUGCUCCUCUCUAUAGCCCCAUACGCCUGCUCCCCGCCCUCCCCCAGGCUGGACCCAAGUCUCUGGAAGCCACACACCUCCCUCCCUGUCCUCCCCCCCAACCCCGACCCCGACAGCUGAUUUCAUUUGCCUGACGUAGUUGGCCCUACCCUUCCCUGUCAUCCCCCCCGCUCCCCCGCCCCCCAGAGUCGGGGCCAGGCCAGGCCAGCUCCUCCAGCAGCAGAGCUGGGGCAGGUGACGGGCGGGCAUCGCCGCUGAGGGAGUGAGGAGGCACCUGGGAACUGGAGCUGGAGACCUGGGAGAGGUCCAGGCAGAGCCCAAGUAAGAGGGAGCUGGCCUGGCUCUACUCUCUGGGGCUGGGGGCUGCAGGGAGGGCUGGGGCAGGGCUGGGGCUGGCUGCACAGGACCCCAAACUUGCAGAGGCUAGUGGUGGAGGUGCUGCAGGCCACCCAGUCAUGUCCCCAUUUCUUGUAGUGGGCUCCAACCCUCAUGAGGAGUCUGGUGUGGGGUGUGAGGGACAGAAACGUGGCCAGGGGGGCUCCCCCUACACCUACUCCCUGUUCCUGGCAGGAGCCGGAGUCACCCCUCAACCCGUCAACCAUGGGGGAGAUGGAGCAGCUGCGGCAGGAAGCGGAGCAGCUCAAGAAGCAGAUUGCAGACGCCAGGAAAGCCUGUGCUGACAUUACUCUGGCAGAGCUGGUGUCUGGCCUAGAGGUCGUGGGACGAGUCCAGAUGCGGACACGGCGGACGUUACGAGGACACCUGGCCAAGAUCUAUGCCAUGCACUGGGCCACUGACUCCAAGCUGCUGGUAAGUGCCUCGCAAGAUGGGAAGCUGAUCGUGUGGGACACCUAUACCACCAAUAAGGUUCAUGCCAUCCCGCUGCGUUCCUCCUGGGUCAUGACCUGUGCCUAUGCCCCGUCAGGGAAUUUUGUGGCAUGUGGGGGGCUGGACAACAUGUGCUCCAUCUAUAGCCUCAAAUCCCGCGAGGGCAAUGUCAAGGUCAGCCGGGAGCUCUCUGCUCACACAGGUUAUCUCUCCUGCUGCCGCUUCCUGGACGACAACAACAUUGUGACCAGCUCAGGGGACACCACGUGUGCUCUGUGGGACAUUGAGACUGGGCAGCAGAAGACAGUGUUUGUGGGACACACGGGGGACUGCAUGAGUCUCGCUGUAUCUCCUGACUUCAAACUCUUCAUUUCGGGGGCCUGUGACGCCAGCGCCAAGCUCUGGGACGUGCGGGAGGGGACCUGCCGGCAGACUUUCACUGGCCAUGAAUCGGACAUCAAUGCUAUCUGCUUCUUCCCCAAUGGAGAGGCCAUCUGCACGGGCUCGGACGAUGCCUCCUGCCGCCUGUUUGACCUGCGGGCCGACCAGGAGCUGACCGCAUACUCCCAUGAGAGCAUCAUCUGCGGCAUCACGUCUGUGGCCUUCUCCCUCAGCGGCCGCCUGCUUUUUGCAGGUUAUGAUGACUUCAACUGCAAUGUCUGGGACUCCAUCAAGUGCGAGCGCGUGGGUACCCUCUCUGGCCAUGACAACAGGGUCAGCUGCCUGGGGGUCACAGCUGAUGGGAUGGCUGUGGCCACUGGUUCCUGGGACAGCUUCCUCAAAAUCUGGAACUGAGGAGGCCAGGGAGGUAAAAGGCCACGAAGACACUCAGCUGCCCCCUCCCCUGCCCAAUUUCUGUAAGGUUUUCUUUUCUCUACCCCAGCAGCCAUUCCCACCAAGCUUUCUCCCUUAAGGGCAGUGGGGAACAUGGGGAGUGUGCCUUUGGGAGGCAGAAUCAGGGACACAGGGGCAAGGAACUGCCCCAUCUCCUCCCAUGGCCUCCCCUCUCCAUGGUCCUGACAGCUUUUCCCUUAAUGAGCAAGGAUAACUGACCCUCCCCAGCCCUUGGCGGCCUAGCAGCCUUCCAGUCUGAGCCCCAGGCCCUGGGAUUCCUCCCCUAGAGCCACUACCUUUGUCCAGACCUGAGUGGCACAGGGUGCUCAGCCCCAUGACCAUGGCUCUGGCACCAUUAGGGUCCCCUUCUCUUUCAUGCUUUCUCCUUCCUCUACCUUCUUUUUUUCUCUCCUAAAGCAAUUGCAAU
Equus quagga is the source of this 2785-nucleotide messenger RNA. It is a transcript of the gene GNB3, whose product is annotated as G protein subunit beta 3. The record is from RefSeq and is a predicted model, not a curated record. Gene Ontology annotation, molecular function: signaling receptor complex adaptor activity; protein binding. Bases 1186 to 2319 code for a protein of 377 amino acids. Gene Ontology annotation, cellular component: cytoplasm; heterotrimeric G-protein complex. The transcript is spliced from 9 exons. Lineage: Eukaryota; Metazoa; Chordata; Mammalia; Perissodactyla; Equidae. Gene Ontology annotation, biological process: G protein-coupled receptor signaling pathway.